This is a messenger RNA of Hypanus sabinus (Atlantic stingray), 4177 nucleotides long. RefSeq names its product transmembrane protein 216-like. The transcript is spliced from 6 exons. Gene Ontology annotation, biological process: non-motile cilium assembly. Bases 321 to 806 code for a protein of 161 amino acids. The record is from RefSeq and is a predicted model, not a curated record. Gene Ontology annotation, cellular component: ciliary transition zone. Lineage: Eukaryota; Metazoa; Chordata; Chondrichthyes; Myliobatiformes; Dasyatidae.
GGGGGGAAUCUAGGAUAACCUACUACCUGACUGGGUGAAGCUUUACUAAAUUAGUACCAGUCACAGAAAAAAAUACGAAAGGAGCAUUGUUAUGAAUUCUUACUAUUUGAGGCUACCAUCUCACAAGCAAUGUUUAGAUACGAGUAGCUUUAGUGUGUGUGUGAAGCUAGACGAAAUCUUUGUGGAACGUUUUACUAUUUACAGCAGCAGAGCUGAAUCUUCGGCAUGUUUCAUCAGAGUUUAUCCAAAAGUAAUUAAUAACAGCAAGGAUAAAGGCUGCUGAAGGAAUUCAUCGGGUCACACAGCAUCGGUGGAGGAAAAUGGACUCGAUGUAUCGCAAAAGACAGGCAGAACCAAGCAAGCAGAAAUUGAUCAAUCCAGGAAAACCACCUCCAGUUCUCGCUUUGACCCCUCUGGAAAUCCUCCUAAACCUCAACAGCUGGUACUAUGCAGCAUACUUAGUGGCAGAAAUUCUUCUUUUCAUAUAUAAAAGCCUGCUCUUGCCUUAUAACCCUGCAAACCUGGUUUUGGAUCUAGUGAUGCUGUUUUUGUACCUUGGGGUUGAAGUAAUAAGGAUAUUUUUUGGUUCCAAGGGUAAUCUGUCCCAACGUAAGGUGCCUCUCACUAUUAGUCUGGUGCUUCUUGGGCCAUCUACAAUUAUGGCAAUUUAUUAUAUGCUACUUCAGACCUAUGUUCUAAGGCUGGAAGUUACCAUCAAUGCAAUAUUACUGGUGUUUUACUUCUUUGAAUUGGUUCUGUGCUGCGUGGGCUUAAUGAGCUUCUCAAGUGCAAUCAUUGCCGAUUGAAAAUUUGAAGGGAACAUUCCUUUGGAUGAUGAACAUCUAUGCCAGCCUACGCAUAUUUGUAAUACAUUUUAUAGUAUUUUUAUAAGUAGAUUUCUUAAGGAUAAUGUUUUCAAUGUUUGAUAGUUAUAUUUUUAGUAAUGCAUUUUUACAAAAGUUUGUGUAAAUAUUUGCUUUUUAUUUUGGUUCUCUUAUCUCAAUAGUAGUGUCACACCAUGGGUUUUGGUGAGGGUCGCUUGCCCUUAUGAAGGUGUGCACUUUAAAAAUCAGAUGCAGGUCACAAUAGCACAUUCAGUGUAGAUGUGUUUAUGGUGUGCCGGAGGUGAAAAACUUAUAGGAUAAAGUGCAAAAGUAUUUACAGUACAAAAAAUAGCAAGAUGACAAAAAGAGAAGAUGAAAAUAUAUAUCAUCAGAUCUUUAGGACCAACUCCAAAGCAUCAGUCUGAAGUAAUUCACUUGCCCUCUACCAUCUACCCUCUCCCUUCUUCCCACUCCCACCAAUAUGAGCUUGUAAGGAUCUCCUUACCCUACGAGAAAAGGGAUAGUCCAUUCUUUGGAAUGCAGAGUGAGUUGUUAAAAUGAGCCUGAACAAUUAUAUAAAAAUGAACACAGGAAUUCAUGUCCUUCUUCACAAUUACAAAUGUCCACAUAUACAUUCGUCACAAUAAGAUCACAAUGAGAUUGUGCACCACGAGCUAUCAAUAACUAACCAUUUUCCAGGAAUCAGCUUUUUCCUCAUCUGCCAAAAUGAAUUCUUCCACUGAGCCAACUCAGAGCAUAUGUCUCCACAAACAGGCACUUUUUUAAGACACCCCUUAUCAGUCGGGUCCCCUCCUUGAAACUGGAAGCAAUGAAAAAACAGGACACGCUAAGGAAUGCCACUGUCCUAGAGUCUGUAAGUACAAAAAAAAUGUCCAUGCUGCGCCUUAGCCUAGUGUGUAAACCCAAUAAGCAUAACAUCAGCACUGUCAGACAAGGGUAAUAAGAAUUAUUGGGUGGGGGAGGAGGAAGAAAUUACUAGUGGCAGACCUGCUCUGUCACAAGUAGAAAGAUGUUUUUAUCGAACAGGGGUAUUCUUAAGCCAAACCUAUUGGAUGUAUGAGACAUCUUUCUGUCUCUGCUGGCUUCGUUCAACUUGUACAUUAAUGUAAUAAUUACUUAAAUAAUUUUUAAUUCUGCUCAUUUAUUCUAUUUUGUUUCAUGCAUCCUGAAAAAUAUUGCAAAUAUGGCCAAAAAAUUUGACCUCUAUAAUGAGCCUGAUAGUGACUGUGAAAUAUACCAAGAUGAAGGUGUCAAAUUCAGAAGGCAUCAAAAUCUAAUCUGAUUUGGUCCAUGGCAUUUACUCCAUUCUGUGGUUUCUCAAGAUGGUAUGGAAGCUGCUGCAACCCUGGAUGAUUUUCAGUUCAAUCACCUGAGGCUGUUCUCUUCAACAAGGAAAUCAGUGAAACCAGCUCAGCCAGAGAUCAACAGUUCUUGAUAUCUAUAGUUACGUUUCAUUUCAUGCAAUGUAUUCAAUCAAAUAUAUUUUAUAUAACACGCAUGGAUCUUUCCUAACAAUGUUUGUGAAGACUGGGAGGUUAGGACUUCCAGUGGUAUUUCCUGCUACAUUGAAGUAUUUCACUGCUAAAGGAAUAUUUCUGCUCCUUUGUCUAGCCCUUUUUGAAGAGCUGAUUCGUAAUAAGUAACUUUGCACCUUUCUGGGGCUCUUUAUUCUAAAUCAGAGCAAAUAGUCUUUGAAUAAUCUGUGCUACUGAAUGUUGGUUAAAUCACUUAAUGUGCACAGUGCUAACCCCACACUAGCUCAGAUGACUGUUGAAACUGUACCUCGGGUGCCAGUAAUUACACACACAGUAUAUUUUAGCAACAGAAUCAGAAUUGGGUUUAUUAUCAUUGGCAAAAGCCAUGAAAGGUGUUGUUUUGUGGCAGCAGUACAGUGGGAUACAAAAUAAAAUGACCAAGUUACAAUAAAAGAUAAAAUAAAUGAAUGGUGCAAAAGAGGAAAAGUAACGUAGUGUUCAUGGAUUCAUAGACCAUUUUGAUAUUUGCUGGCAGAGGGGAAGAAGCUGUUCCUAAAACACUCAGUGUUCAUCUUCAGGUUUGGUAACUCUUUCUGAUGGUAGUCAUGAAAAAGAGGGCAUGUCCAGGAUGGUCCCUAAUGAUGAAUGUUGCCUAAUUGAGGCAUUGACUUUUGAAGAUGUCCUUGAUGAUGGGGAGGUUUGUGCUGAGUCAGCAACCACCUGCAGCUUCUUUCAAUCGGUGUAAUGGAGCCUCCAAACCAGGCCAGUGGUGCAACCAGUCAGAGUGCUUUCCCAGGUACAUUGCUAGAAAUUAGCUAGUUUCUGGUGACCUAUCAAAAUAUAGCUGCUUGUGUCCCUUCUUCAUGAUUGUAUCAAUAUGUUUUGCCCAUGAUCCUCUGAGAUCUGAUGCCAAGACACUUGAAGCUGCUCACCUUUUCCACUGCUGACAUCUGAAUGAGGACUGGUGUGUGUUUUCCUGACUUCACCUUCCUAAAGUCUACAAUUAGUUCCUUGGUCUUGAUGUGUGCAAGGUUGUUGCUGUGAUGCCAUUUAAUCAGCUGAUCGAUUGCAUUCCUCUACACUUCCCAUCACCUUCUAGCCAAUGCCAGUGGUGUCAAUGGCAAAUUUAUUCUGUAGUUGGUGUUUGAGCUGUGCCUAACCACACAUACAUGAGUGUAGAAGAGUAGAGCAGUUGGCUAGCAUGCAUUUCGUUUUAACAGUAAUUUUAAUUAUUUUAACAAUUAAAUAUCCAUCAACAAUGUAAUACCAGUAAAAAUCCAUCUUGCUAUAUGAAGUAGCCCAAUUACAGUUUUGAAAGUUGUGUGCUUUCAAAGUACAAUGAGCAUUUUGAAAAAAUGAUCACCCCACACAAUCUAAACCACAAAGACUGUAUAAACUAGAAACUAAAAUACUUCUUCAUAAAGUAAGUUAUGGCAAUACAGCAUCAGUUCAAGAAAAGUAGCAAGAAUCUGAAUCAAAAUCUUUAAUUUUUCUAUUUCAAACACUUGUUAAGAUAUGGAGUUAGGAUUCUAACCUGAGUCCUUCCAUUGGUCUGAUGUUAUCCAGUUACAAAUAUAUAAUAAGACUUUAUUUGAAUAAAUUUAGUGCAAACUUCUGAGCAUUAUCAGUUGGAUUGCCAUCUAUAGCUUUUGAGGCACACUGAGCCAACUGGAGCACAACCUAAUGUUGUUGCUCCUCUUCUUUUUUUAGAUCCUUCUACUGGUAUUUUUUUAACAAGUCUUCACAUACAUGCUAAUAACAGACUCACCAUCAAAUCUGCAGACAGUUCUGUAUCUUACACUGUUUGUUUCAAAUUUGUGCCACUAUUAAAUUGCCUUCUGAGACAAUUUUAACACC